AUUUCAUUAAUUGACAACAUCCAAGACCCAAAAAAAUUGCAAGAUAAUAAUAAAAUUGCCAUGAGAAGAAAAAGAUGAAUUUGUCCACUGCCAAAGCGGGACCAACUGAGCUCCAAAUUUCACAGAUACAAAAGAAACGCUUCCCAUACAAUUCCUCCCCACCUCCCCACAAGAUGAAUGGCAACAACGAUGACCCCACAACCCCUCUCCUCCCGCUCCGCGGAGAUUGCGACAGACGAGGGCCGCUCGUUUCGCCGUCCCCCUCGCCCCUCCUCGAUCUCUUCAUGCCGGGGAAUGCGUUUGUCGCCCUCAGCCCGCUCCUGUGCGCCGUGACGUGCCUCUGCGUGAGGCUCGACGGGCUGGGGGCUGGCUGUAACAUGCUCGGCGUGCUGGUGUGGAUGUUCGCGUGGUGGCUGACUGAGGCCGUGCCGAUGCCAGUGACCUUGAUGGCGCCGCUCUUCCUGUUCCCGAUGCUCGGGAUCGCGUCUGCGGACGCCGUCACCAGGUCUUACAUGGACGACGUGAUCACGCUCGUCCUUGGGAGCUUCAUCCUUGCUCUCGCCGUCGAGCACUAUAACAUCCACCGGAGACUCGCCUUGAAUAUAACAUUACUUUUCUGCGGAGAGCCGCUGAACUCGCCUCUGUUGCUCCUCGGGAUAUGCACAACCACGGCAUUCGUGAGCAUGUGGAUGCAUAAUGUGGCGGCGGCGGCGAUGAUGAUGCCCGGAUUUUUCUCAACACCCGUCGCCACGGGGAUCCUCCAACGCCUCCUAGAGGGGCCAGCCCGGCCCGACGCGGCGGGUAAGUUUUGCAAGGCGGUGGUGCUGGGGGUGAUAUACUUGACCGCCGUUGGGGGGAUGAGCACCCUCACCGGGACAGGUGUCAACCUGAUAUUGGUGGGGAUGUGGAAGAGCUACUUCCCAGAGGCAAACCCCAUCAGCUACAACACAUGAUUCUUCUUUGGGUUCCCUCUGGCCUUGUUGAUCUUCUUGGGCUUGUGGGGGAUCCUCUGCUUGAUGUACUGCUCAAGGGGCUCAGGAAGGGCUCUAUUUGCUUACUUGGACAAGGCCCAUCUCAAGAGAGAGCUUGAAUUGUUAGGUCCAAUGGCAUUUGCUGAAAAGAUGGUGUUGACCGUCUUCUCUAUGCUAAUAGUUUUGUGGAUGACAAGAAGCAUAACAGAAGACAUUCCCGGCUGGGGAGCUCUAUUUGAAGGAAGAGCAGGCGAUGGAACCAUCAGUGUGAUGAUGGCGACGUUGCUCUUCAUAAUCCCGAACAAGAAGCAGAAAGGAGAGAAACUGAUGGACUGGGACAAGUGCAAGAAGCUACCGUGGAACAUCAUCCUCCUCCUCGGGGCUAGCUUCGCGAUCGCUAAUGGGGUCCGCUCCAGCGGGCUCGCGGAUGUCCUAUCGGAGACCCUAGGAUUCCUAGAGGCGGCACCGUACCUGGCCAUUGCCCUGGCCGUCUGCACCAUAAGCGGGACGAUCAUUGAGUUCACGUCAAACAACGUGACCACAACACUCCUCAUCCCUCUCCUCAUUCAGAUUGCCAAGACCAUAGGCGUGCACCCGCUGCUCUUGAUGGUUCCCGGAGCGAUCGGGGCUCAAUUCACUUUCUUGCUCCCCACCUGCACCCCUUCCAACAUCGUCGGCUUCACAACCGGCCACAUCAAAAUCGCCGGCAUGAUCAAGGUCGGUUUGCCUCUCAAGAUUACCGGCAUUGCCAUACUGUCCUUGCUGAUGCCCACAUUAGGAGCAUAUGUCUUCGGAAACAAAUGGUAAGGUGCCAUAGCAGAGGAGAGCUGUCUUUUGCCAUUGGAGUUUUGCAUCCCAAAUUCAACAGGCAAAAGAGAGGUUCCAGGAUUCAUCAACAGUCUAGUACAAGUGUUAGGAUUAAUUCUUUGGGGACUAUUCUCAAUUUUCCUUAUCAACUCUCUCUGUAUAUAAAACGACUGAAUAUGGAGCGGGCAAUGAAUAUCUUGAAACGAAA
Molecule: messenger RNA, 1986 nt
Organism: Syzygium oleosum
Lineage: Eukaryota; Viridiplantae; Streptophyta; Magnoliopsida; Myrtales; Myrtaceae
Product: tonoplast dicarboxylate transporter
Exons: 8
Biological process (GO): monoatomic anion transmembrane transport
Cellular component (GO): membrane
Molecular function (GO): transmembrane transporter activity
Source: RefSeq, a predicted model, not a curated record